Messenger RNA from Adineta steineri, 1392 nucleotides. The record is from the annotation of a GenBank genome assembly. NCBI's taxonomy places the organism in Eukaryota, Metazoa, Rotifera, Eurotatoria, Adinetida, Adinetidae.
AUGUAUUCGAAUACUGGCUGCGAUCAUUCAACCUAUUAUGAAGCGAUACAAGUAAAUGUAAAUGAGAGUGGCUAUUAUAAUUUUGCUAGCAACAGCAGUAUCGAUAUACUUAUUACUAUGUACAAAGAUGAUUUCAAUCCAUCCGAUACAUUAAAAAAUUUGAUCUCAAAAGAUGACAACAGCUGCCCUAACAAUCAUCAGUUCAGCUUCUCAGUUUACCUUGAGAUCAGUACUAAAUACAUCUUGAUUGUGACAACCAAAAAUCCAAAUGUAACAGGAUCAUUCUCAAUCAUUGUAUCUGGUGUCAGCAACAUAACUCUCGAACGUCUAAUUGAAAAUCAUGAUGAAUGUGUUAUUGGUGGUUUGUGUAAUGUUCAAACUAAAGGUAUCGGUAUAACUCUUGAUGAUAUUUUACGUUAUGAAAUUAACCGAAAUGUGACAUUGAAGAAUCAAUCAUUAUUAAUCAAAAUGAGUGUUGGUUUAACAAUAACUAUGUUUCUCUUGGGUUUAAUCAAUAGUAUUUUGUCACUUUUAACAUUUCAAAAUGAAAAUUUAAGAAAAGUUGGAUGUGGAAUAUAUCUUUUAGCAUCGUCAAUAACUUCUCUUCUCACAAUUUCUAUGUUUACAAUCAAUUUUUGGUUUAUUCUUCUCACUCAAAUGAAUUCAUCAAUUAAUUUAUCUGUUCGUCGGGGUGGAUGUAUUUCUAUUGAACCUCUUCUUAAACUUUUUCUUUACUUUGAUACAUGGCUUAAUGCUUGUGUUGCUAUUGAACGGGCAAUUAAUGUUUAUCAAGGUAUCCAAUUUAACAAAGAAAAGAGUAAACGUCUUGCUCGAUGGGUUAUAUUCAUUUUACCAUUUUGUAUUACAGCUACAAUCAUUCAUGAACCUUUACAUCACAAUAUCUUCGAAUAUCCAGUAAAAGAAAAGAUGGGGUAUGAAACAAAGAUAAUAGAAAUACAUAGAUGGUGCACAAUUAAUUAUUCUCGUGUUGUUCAAGAUUAUAAUACAGCUAUUCUUUUCAUUCAUCUCAUUGGUCCUUUUAUUGCAAAUCUGUUUUCUGCUUUAUUCAUCAUUCUUGGAACAGCCCGCCAACGGUCACUAGCUCAAACGAGCCAAAAUUACAUCGCACAUAUUCGUGCACAAUUACGUGAACAUAAACAAUUAGUGAUUAGUCCAGCAAUUUUACUUAUUCUAUCAACACCACGUUUGAUCAUUUCAUUAUUAUCUGGAUGUGUCAAGGUAUCUGAUAAACCUUGGUUAUAUCUUUGUGCUUAUUUCAUUUCAUUUACUCCAUCGAUACUUGUCUUCAUUGUAUUUGUCGUUCCAUCGGAAAUGUACAGAAAAACACUAAAAGAAUCACUAAGAACUUGGCAACGACGAAUUCGUCAUUAA